ACUUUCUUUGCCUUGCAGAUGGUGUGAUUGCAAGAAGGCCUUUGACGGGUAAAGAAAUAAUUUCUUAAAUGGAAUGUUUUUAAUGCAGUGAUCCUAGACUGAUGGAUGAAGUCCCUAAAUUCUUAUCAUCACGUUUGGAAUCCAGUGAGACGAAAACUGUUUGAUUCAAGAAACGCUGUGGAAAUCACGUAAUUUUGUGCGCAUCUGAGACAAACUUUGUCUUUCUUGUCCUUCGGGAAAAAUCACCACAGCUCCGUAAAAAUGACGGCGACAUUGAAGUUUCAGCACACAAGACAGUCGUUCAGGUUGUUUAUUUUGUUACUUAUUUUGGUACUGUACACAUGUGUUUGUGCCGUCGUCUUUAACUCUCUUGAAGUAGCUAACGACAAACUUCAGUACGAGAUAUAUCAAGGAAAGAAAAAGCACUACAAACAGAAGUAUAACAUGAGCGAAGAAGAUUUCAUUGAGUUUAUCACCGACGCUAAUGUUCUUGUCAAGCGUGGAUAUGCUAAAAGCUACAAACAUUACUGGAAUUUUUAUCACGCGUUUUGGUUCACGACUACGGUGGUAACUACCAUGGGUUUUGGACAUAUUGUUCCUCUUACAUUUGGUGGCCGGCUUUUUUGCAUAUUCUGUGCCCUGCUUGGGAUUCCUCUAAAUCUGGUCGUGCUUAAGACAGUCGGUGAACGAAUUAAUCAAUACAUCUACAACACUAUAAAACAUGUCGAGAAAAAAUACCGCAAACAGAGGCACCCCUCCCAUGUGGGGAUCAAAGCUGCGGCGGUUUCGUUCCUAAUGAUGGUAGCAGUCCUUCUUGUGGGUGGAGCUUCUGACAUGAUCUUUGACGGUUGGACAUUUUUUGAUGGGGUUUAUUUCAAUUUCAUCGCCUACAGCACAAUUGGGUUUGGUGAUCUUUUUCCUCGGGUGGAGGAGUCGUCGAAACUGGACAAACUUGGUCUGGGUGAAAACGGCAAGCGUUUGUUUGCUUCUUUUGUAAUGAUGACAUUUACGAUCUUGGGAUUAUCAGUGACUUCGACUGUCAUUUGCUCAAUUUUGAACGCGAUUGACGAAAUGUCACACGUGCCCGCGACCUGGAGGACUAAAUCUACAGACUCCAAUAAGGAUCCUGGCUCAGUCAAGUUAAGAAGCUUAAAUAAGAAAAUAAGCAAAGAGAAGAUGGAGAUAGAUAAACAAGAACUGAACGAAAAGAGCGACAAAGAUCUACCACAUGAACAAUCUGGUGAAGUAAGCCACUUUCCAAAGAGUUUUUGUUGAGAGUUAACGUAUAGAAGAGUGGAUUUCAAGUGAGUCAGGCUUGGAGCAGUCCCUCCUUAUCGACGAAGUCUGUUGCGCAUGGAAAAUAAAAUCAGUUAAAAGAGACAUUGAUGCUAGCGCGCCACGUGGAGUUCUGGGUAGGAGGCGCACGAAAAGUAGGCCUAACUCCCAGAGUUCUGUCCGGCGCGCCGACAUAAUUGUCUUUUUCCACUCAUUUUUUGCACUCGCACGACGUAUUUAACCGAAAAGGGAGUACUACUCUUCGUCUACAAGCUAUGAAAAUAACUCAGUUAUCCAGGAUUUUUACCACCCAAAAGUUCCUUUACAUACAGGAAAUUUCUACCCCAGUGAGCAGGGUCUAAAAAACCGUUCAAGUAACAGAAUUAGUUUUCAUUGGAGAGAAGUGUUUGGGCUGUGCCCGGUACAACGGUUUUCAUUUAGUCUUGUACUUUGCCUUCAAAUACUGAAGUUAUAAAACGUUUUAACUGAUAUUCAAUUGUUUAGUUUUCAAGAAAAAUAUCUGAUUGUAUUCAAAAACUGCGGACAGAGGUGUUAUAAGCGCGCGCAAAGAAACAAUUUUCGCAAGUCUUGGAAUAAGGAAACUUAAGCAGAGACAUUUUUAAACAAGGUCAGAGACUAGAACAGGA
Messenger RNA from Pocillopora damicornis (cauliflower coral), 1922 nucleotides. RefSeq names its product potassium channel subfamily K member 15. Gene Ontology annotation, biological process: stabilization of membrane potential; potassium ion transmembrane transport. Lineage: Eukaryota; Metazoa; Cnidaria; Anthozoa; Scleractinia; Pocilloporidae. The record is from RefSeq and is a predicted model, not a curated record. Gene Ontology annotation, cellular component: plasma membrane. Gene Ontology annotation, molecular function: potassium ion leak channel activity; outward rectifier potassium channel activity.